Phasianus colchicus (ring-necked pheasant) is the source of this 1111-nucleotide messenger RNA. It is a transcript of the gene TMEM72, whose product is annotated as transmembrane protein 72. The record is from RefSeq and is a predicted model, not a curated record. Lineage: Eukaryota; Metazoa; Chordata; Aves; Galliformes; Phasianidae.
ACAGAGCCUCUGCUUAGCUGGCAUCACCUCCAUCAUCUUCAUCAUGCGGCAGGAAGCAUUCUGGAGUGCCUUGGAGUACACCUGCCGAUUGCUGGGCAUCACCACUGCAGCAGUGCUGAUCGGCGUGGGUGUAGAAACUCUACAGCGAGGGCAGUUCAAAAGCCUGGCUUUCUACCUGCUUUUUUCAGGGGUUGCAGUUACUGUCUGUGAAGGCUGCUUCUUUCUCAGUUUAUUCCUGGAGAUGUGCUUCACAUAUGAGCCCGACUCUUUGGCACAUUCCUGCUGGAAGCAAGCCAGACGCCCAGGAAGUUUCCAGAAAUUUCUGGGGUACACUCUGCUCUCAGUGGCUUGCUUCUUGCAUCCCGUCAUCGUCUGGCAUGUCACCAUACCUGGGUCCAUGCUGGUGCUCACUGCCUUGGCCUACUUUCUGCUGAGCAAGAGGAGAAAGAUCCCAGGGCACAAAGAGGUGCAUCCUGAGGCAGGCCAGUACGUGGAUCCUUCAGCCACCAUGGCAGCCCCAACCAUUGCCGGUGACACUGAGCAGACCUACACCUUCCACGAGGCCCAGAGGGAGCAGCAUUGCUCACUGCUGGGCCACAUGAAGAGCAUCCUGAAGGGCAGCAAGGACAGAAGUCUGACCCAUGCAGCUACAAUCCAACCAGAGGUCCCACCAGCCCCACGCAAGCAAGUGCACUUCCAGGAGAAGGUGGUGCAAAUCAUCCCUUCUGUCAGCGAAAGCCUGGAUGAUGUGGAAAGUGAGACUGAAGAAACCACAUCAGAUACAGCACCCAUCCUCACCCCUCCUGAUACCCCUGUCGUCCUCACUCCCCUCAGUCCCACAGGACUGUUUUGAGGAUUUACCAGCAACAAGGACAAGGCAGGCACACUUGUACUGGUGUUUCUCUCUGUGAUUCAGGCAACUGAUAGACCUUGUGCCGCGGGCAGCGCUGCCACAAUGACUAGAGUGUCACAGCCUCCUCUGCGCUUGCUAUGAUCCUGGCAGGUCAGCAGGAAAUCCCACAGGCCAACUCUACAGCUAGCAAGGAGAAUGAGGGAUGGACUGUGUGUCACCCAUGCCCCAGUGUGGAGGAGUGGCCCUCCUGGCCCUCCC